Messenger RNA from Daphnia pulicaria, 690 nucleotides. Its product is annotated as putative defense protein 3. The transcript has 6 exons. Bases 31 to 678 code for a protein of 215 amino acids. The record is from RefSeq and is a predicted model, not a curated record. NCBI's taxonomy places the organism in Eukaryota, Metazoa, Arthropoda, Branchiopoda, Diplostraca, Daphniidae. Gene Ontology annotation, molecular function: oxidoreductase activity, acting on metal ions.
GAAGUCAGCCGAGCAUCGCCAGUCUUCAACAUGUCGUACAACACGAAAAACGCCUUCAUCACUUGCGCUGCCGUCAGUGUCCUGCUGCUGAUCCUGGCCGGGCCCAUUCACCAGGUCCAGGGACUUCCCAGUGGAGCUCCUGAGGCUGCCUGUGGUUCCAUGUCGCCCACCUUAGGGCAUUCAGUCAAUCCUCAGCAAAGUUCAGCUCCGUACGUAACGACGGCUGUUUCCGAUCAGACUAACACUGCCGUAACGCUGAACCUCCGACCCAACAAUGAUCAAAAUAAUUUUAAAGGUUACCUUGUGAUGGCUUUCGAUGUGAACGACGAGAACAUGGCCAUUGGCACCUUUGAACAGCCCAGUAACGGCAAAUUAAUGAGCUGUGGCAGCAGCUCGAUGAACGCAGCCACGCAUAGCGAUCCUUCCCCUAAGACCUCUGUCACGCUCAAGUGGACUCCUCCGCCCAACUAUUCCGGCCGAGUUAUAUUCAGGACUACUUUUGUCAAAGAGAAAACGAUAUUUUGGGUCAAAUCCGAAUCGCAAACUGUAACCUUUACGGCACCGUCAACAACGACAGCUCCUGUUACCCCGAAGAAGAAUUCGGCCCCGUCACAGUUCGUCAGUAUGACGUGUGGCAACUUGAUUUUCCUCUCGUUGCUCAUUUUUCUAGUGCGAUAGUUCUUCCAGUUU